CUGUCAGCCAGGCUCUUAUCAACUGCAACUUCAUCAAUGCUUUUCAGCAUGACCACACCCAACUACACCCGCAUGAGUUGGCUUGACUUCGACAAUGCUUCAACACUCUUCGAACCGAGUCUCCUCGCAGAACCAGUCCCAUUCGACGCGCACGCGCAAAUGCUGUUUCAGACUCGCCACCACCGUUGCUCUCGAAUAUCUGGCGGCUUCUGCAUGCCGGUAGUGUUUGCAUGUCACGGAUACUUUGGGGUCUUCGGACCUGGUGAUAAGCGGUCAAUUUGGCGAUGGUACAACCUGAGCGUCCCUCGUCCGCGAAAGCGAUGCCCAAACGUAGUCUAACAUCGUUGAUGGAGCAACACCCGAGCGGGAUGGUCCCCGGGCGCCUUUGGCCUUAUCCCUUGCACACUCCAGAAGGCGGCUUGUAUGAGCUUAGAUCAAACUGGAAUGUAGGCAGUAUCCGUAGCAAACGCAGCACUACCGGUGGGGUCCGGACUGGAUGGUGGCUGCUGAGCCUGAUUGAUGGAUGGUGGCUGCUUAGUCUGAUUGAUGGAGGGUCGAACACGAACAAGUCAGGUCGAACACGAACAAGUCAGGUCGAACACGAACAAUUCAGGUCGAAUACGAACAAGUCUGGGCUACAAAGGUGUUGGUUGCUGGUCUUCAGGAUGUCAAGGGUGUUGGUCUUUAGGAUUUCUUCAUGGUUAUUGGUUUUUGGUGGUCAAGGAUGUUUUCGAGGUUGUUGGGUGGAGCUCGAGGUCACUGGAAGGUGGUUGUGUGCUGGGAGUGUCAAUGGGCUUGAUCAUCGUCAAAUUACAAGCCUUCAGCCUCUGGGUCACCUGUCAACAUUGCUGCUGCUUCUCUUGCAACUUGUGAUGAAGUUCCAUCUCUAUCCACUCUUCCCUUCUCUUUCGAGCUUUGUGUGAUGGUGUAGCUGUGCACAGACGCGAAGGACAUGACAGGCUGGCGAAGACGAUCUCCCCUCUACUACAACCCCAG
Messenger RNA from Cucurbitaria berberidis CBS 394.84, 996 nucleotides. RefSeq lists its product as uncharacterized. The record is from RefSeq and is a predicted model, not a curated record. Lineage: Eukaryota; Fungi; Ascomycota; Dothideomycetes; Pleosporales; Cucurbitariaceae. Bases 285 to 923 code for a protein of 212 amino acids. The transcript has a single exon.